Molecule: messenger RNA, 2205 nt
Organism: Closterium sp. NIES-65
Lineage: Eukaryota; Viridiplantae; Streptophyta; Zygnematophyceae; Desmidiales; Closteriaceae
Source: the annotation of a GenBank genome assembly
AUGCCUUGCUCCGAUCGCGGAAAUUCCUUUCCCCGUCCGCGGAUAUCCCUUGCCCCAAUCGCGGAAAGGUACCCCCUUCUGUUCUUCCUCUCUCCCCGCCUCCUCGCAACAAUCCCUGGCAUCCCCACUCCCACACUUCCGUCCGCCCUCCCUCCCGCUCUGUAUCCCCUUUCUUCCGCCUCUCCCCCAUCCUUCCCCCCUUCCGCUGUGCUGUGCGCGUGCGCGUGCGCGUGCUGUGCUGUCAGCACGUGGCAGACAUGUCAGCUCAGAAGUGCACGUGUGUUCACUUCACUGCCCCUCUCGCCUUUCCUAUUCCUCCCUCUUCCCCUCCCUCCCCCGCUGCCGUGCGUGCAGGGCCCAUGGUGUACGCGGCUGCAUACAGUGCUGCCAGCAGCAGGUCGACUCAAAGGCCCCUCCACUCCCCUCCCCCCUCUUCCCCUCUUUACUUCCUCUGUGCUGGGCGUGCAGGGCCCAUGGUGUAUGCGGUUGCUUACUGCGCUGCCAGCAGCAAGCAGCGAGUGGCAAGGAUGGGCUUUGCUGAGGCCCAGCGGGAGCAGCUGUUUCAGGGCUAUCGGGGGUAAUGGAGUAUACACUCCUACUGCACACACCACUGCUGCUGAUGGUGCUGAACCCCCCUCUCCCCCAUGCCUCUCCCCCACUCUGCCUCGCUCCCACCUCCCCCCGUUUCCCCCUCUUCCACGCUCAGACUCCAAGACCCUGACAGAGGCCAGGCGGGAGCAGCUGUUUCGAGCCAUGGGGGGCCCGGCACACCCCGCGGCACCUAGUGGGGGUGGUGAUGGGGAUGGAAAGGGUGGGAGUGGGCUUGAUGGGAAUGGGAAAGGUGGGGAUGGCAACUCUGCAGAAGUUGGGAGUGGGGCCAGCAGUGACGGUGGAGGAGAACAGGCAGGCAGCGCAGCAGCGGCAGCGGCAGGGGUAGCAGCAGCAGAGGAGGCGACUGUGAUCGGGUGGGAGGUUGACGUCAUCAGUGCUGCUGCGCUCUCUGCCCAAAUGCUCUCCAAGGAGCGCACGAGUCUGAACGCGAUCGCCUUUGAGUCGACGGCAAAGCUCAUUCAGCGCGUGCUGGACCAAGGAGUCAACAUCAUGGAGGCCUACGUGGAUACUCUAGGCGACCCACAGACGCACCACGAGCACCUGCAGCAGCGCUUCCCCCGGAUGCGGGCAUACGUGGAUACGCUGGGCGACCCUCAGAAGCACCAGGAGCGCCUGGAGAAACACUUUCCCCGCGUGAAGUUCAUCGUGGCAAAGAAGGCUGACAGCCUGUUCCCCAUCGUCAGCGCUGCUAGCAUUGCCGCUAAGAAGGCAGACAGCCUCUUCCCCAUCGUCAGCGCUGCUAGCAUUGUCGUUAAGGUGAGGGCAGGCAGGUGCUUGCAUCCCUCCUCCAUACCGCUUGCAUCCCUCCUCCAUACCGCUUGCAUCCCUCCUCCAUACCGCUUGCAUCCCUCCUCCAUACCGCUUGCAUCCCUCCUCCAUGGUGCUUGCAUCCCUCCUCCAUACCGCUUGCAUCCCUCCUCCAUACCGCUUGCAUCCCUCCUCCAUACCGCUUGCAUCCCUCCUCCAUACCGCUUGCAUCCCUCCUCCAUACCAUACUCGAACCAUCUCAUAAGACAGCCUCCGGCAGCCUGUUCCCCAUCAUCAGCGCUGCAAGCAUCGCUGCUAAGGCGAGGGCCGGCCUCUCUCUAUCCCUUCUUCUUGCCCAUCCUUUGUCCUCCACUUCUCUCUUUCUCAUCAAACCCCCCUUCCCCCCUUCACCUCAUCCUUGGCCUUCCGCUUCUCCCCUUUCCAACCCCUCCCUCCCCCUAUUUCCCCCCAGACCCCGCCACCAAGGAGAAGGGGGACCUGGUCUUUGGCUUCCCCUCCCUCGUGCGCUUCAGCUACCCCGCCACCAAGGCGUGGCUGGCGGGCAGUGUGGACCCGGUCUUUGGCUUCCCCUCCCUCGUGCGCUUCAGCUGGGCCACUGCCAAAACCAUCAUGGACGCCUCUUGCGUGCCUGUGCACUGGGAGGCGGAUGAAGCUGAGGAGGAGGGGCAGGCGUGGGCGGUCAAGCAGUCGAGCCCCGCAGCUUCUGUCCCUGGCUCUGCUCCUUCCAAGCGCAAACGGAAGAAUGUGCGUAUUGAGUCUGUCGCGCAGAAACGGCACUCGUUCUUCCGGGCUCGCAAACUGCAGCUUGUCACAACCAGCUUGUAG